Amphiprion ocellaris (clown anemonefish) is the source of this 2886-nucleotide messenger RNA. It is a transcript of the gene pias1a, whose product is annotated as protein inhibitor of activated STAT, 1a. Gene Ontology annotation, molecular function: zinc ion binding; SUMO ligase activity; transcription coregulator activity. The coding region runs from base 27 to 2162 and encodes 711 amino acids. NCBI's taxonomy places the organism in Eukaryota, Metazoa, Chordata, Actinopteri, Pomacentridae. The record is from RefSeq and is a predicted model, not a curated record. Gene Ontology annotation, biological process: regulation of transcription by RNA polymerase II; protein sumoylation. The transcript is spliced from 13 exons.
ACCACGCCUGCGCACAGAAAUACAAGAUGGCGGAGAGUGCGGAACUGAAGCAAAUGGUGAUGAGCCUGCGGGUGUCGGAGCUGCAGGUGCUGCUGGGCUACGCUGGGCGCAACAAGCACGGACGCAAGCACGAGCUGCUGACCAAGGCGCUGCAUCUGUUGAAAGCCGGCUGCAGCCCCGCCGUGCACAUGAAGAUCAAAGAGCUGUACCGACGGCGUUUCCCUGCCAAAAUGGUUUCCCACUCAGAGCUGGCCCUGCCUGGGCCGCAUCACCCGGCCACAGCUGGAGUGGUCGGAGGAGGGGGUGCAGCGCUGCCGGCGGGCCUGACACAGCUGGCGUACGAGGGUCACGCUGGUCACGGUGGAGCCCCAUCGCCUGCUGCCUUACUGCCCCUCUCGCUGCUCGGCCCUGGGAAACAUGAGCUGACCGGCCUGACGCACCACCUGCCCACUUCAGCCACGCUGCAUCCGGUCCACCCAGACGUCAAGCUCCAGAGGCUGCCCUUCUACGACAUGCUGGACGAACUCAUCAAGCCGACCAGUUUAGCAUCAGACAACAGCCAGCGGUUUCAGGAGACGUGUUUUGCCUUUGCAUUAACGCCGCAGCAAGUUCAGCAGAUCAGCAGCUCGAUGGACAUCUCGGGGACCAAAUGCGACUUCUCAGUCCAAGUUCAGCUGCGGUUUUGCCUGUCGGAGACGAGCUGUCCUCAGGAAGACCACUUUCCCCCAAAUCUGUGUGUGAAAGUCAACGGGAAGCCAUGUAACCUGCCGGGUUAUCUUCCUCCAACCAAAAACGGCGUGGAGCCCAAGCGGCCCAGCCGGCCCAUCAACAUUACCUCACUGGUCAGGUUGUCCACCACCGUCCCCAACACCAUCGUGGUGUCGUGGACUGCUGAGAUCGGAAGGAGUUACUCCAUGGCAGUGUACCUGGUGAAGCAGCAGUCGUCCACGGUGCUGCUGCAGAGACUACGGGCGAAAGGCAUCAGAAACCCAGACCACUCCAGAGCGCUCAUCAAAGAGAAGCUAACAGCAGACCCAGACAGUGAAAUAGCCACCACCAGCCUUCGAGUGUCGCUGCUCUGCCCGCUGGGGAAGAUGCGGCUGAUGAUCCCAUGCCGGGCGCUGACAUGCUCCCACCUGCAGUGCUUUGACGCCACACUCUACAUCCAAAUGAAUGAGAAGAAGCCCACCUGGGUGUGUCCUGUCUGUGACAAGAAGGCCCCCUACGAGCACCUCAUCAUCGACGGGCUUUUCGUGGAGAUCCUGAACAGCUGCAUGGACUGUGACGAGAUCCAGUUUAAGGAGGAUGGCAGCUGGGCCCCCAUGAGGUCUAAGAAGGAAGUGCAGGAAGUCUCCUCUGCCUCCUAUAACAACGGGCUGGAUGGCUCGUGUCGGACGUCCACCGGCUCAGAUCAGCGGAGCUCCUCGUCGUCCAGCCACGGCGGCAGCGACGGCAGCAACAGCAAGAAAGUGGAGGUGAUCGACUUGACACUGGACAGCUCCUCGGAAGACGAAGGACAGGAUUCGCCGCCUCCGCCUCCUCCGCCGCUGCCUCCUCCAGUCAAACGAGCGUGUCCCUCUUUAUCCCCAACCUCGCCACCCGUCAUCAACAAAGGCAGCAGCGUGUUGAACCUGCACCACCAGGCCUCUCCUGUGAGUCGAACCCCCAGCAUGCCAGCCAUGGACACCAGCUACAUCCCUCCUGUCCCCCCACUCAUCCAGGACUACAGACCCUACUACCACACCCCCAACGACCUGUCAGAGUUGAACUUCUUCUCUUUUCUUCAAGGCGACAAUCAUCAGCAUUACAACAUGGUCAUGGCGGCGGCGGCUGCAUCGGCCUCAGACGACCACGAGCUGCUCCUCAACCGCUUCCUGCCCUACAGCACCUCCUCCUCCGCCUCCCAGCUGUUCCUCGACCAAUCGGGAGCCUCCUCGGCCGCCUCGCUGACCGCGCCGACCAACGGGGCGAGCAACUCGGGCAGCAGCAGCAGCCUGGUGUCAUCCAGCAGCCUCCGCGACACCCACUCCUCGCACUCGUCCACGCACUCGUCCACGCACUCGGCGCACACACACCCAGGGGUGGUGGCCAGCCGGAGCAGCGCCGAAGCAGCGGUGGCGGCUAUUUACGGCGGGAUACCAGACGUUAUAUCGUUGGACUGACCCCAGAACAACCCUCUGGGCCCGGCUGCAAUCACAGACUGGCUGAAGGGGAAGGUGUUCAUCCAGGAACUAGACGGGCCCCGAGUCCUCAAACUGAACGCUUCUGGUGUCGUAACGACGAGACUGCCUUGAGAAGAGCACUAACGAUGUGAGUAACGGGCUGAAAGGGUUCCUUCACUGACUGACCUGAGAACAGAACUGAGUCAUCUUAAAGCGGUUAGCUGUGACUUCACACUGACGUCAGAUCAGAAACCUGUGCAGCAUGUGAACCCAUGUUUCUGCUAUUCUGGUACCAACCCGGCACAAGCAGCAACAACACAAAGGAGGAAGGCUCUUUUUUUACAGACAGGAGCGGCACCGUGUACAGAGAACAAAAUCUAUUUUCCUCUUUUACUUUUGUACGUUCAAUCGGGAUGUUUUCAGUCUGGUGAGCUGCUUCGGUCGCUGUUUGUACAUGGAGGACUGACUCGUUUUGGUUUUUUGUUCUCCUCUCACACAAGCUUAUACAUAUGCCUGUUGCCAUCUGGUUAUCUUCUCUUUUAGCUCCUUUGACUUUUCCUUUUUGCAGUUCUCCCUCCUUUUUUCUCAGAUUUCGGGUGUAUUUUUUCUCUAUCAAAAGACGAACUUUUUCCAGACGCUGAAUUUACAGUUUAUUCAUGUGCUGAUAAUUUUAUUAUGCUUCUAAGUUAUGUAUGAUAUUUAAGCAGCUCUAAAUAUAAAUAUA